AAAAAGAAAUAAUCGAGGAAGCCCACACAACUCCAAAUUGAUUUUAAAGCUCAACUUCGUCAAUGUCUUAACAUCGGUUACAGUUUUUCAAUACCAGAAAAACUCUCAGUCACCGGACGUCAAAUCUCGCCGGAAUUAGGUCAAAGGAGAGAGAAAAACAAUGGAGUGGGUCAGAGAUCAAGUCGAUGCUAUCAAAUCAAUUCAGAUCAGACAACUUCUCAAUCAAGCUGUUAGUCUUGGAAUGAUUGUUACCUCUGCACUGAUAAUAUGGAAGGCCUUGAUGUGCUUUACCGGGAGUGAAUCUCCCGUCGUUGUUGUCCUUUCUGGAAGCAUGGAACCGGGCUUCAAGAGGGGAGAUAUAUUGUUCUUGCAUAUGAGCAAGGAUCCUAUUCGUGCAGGGGAGAUAGUUGUAUUUAAUGUUGAUGGCCGUGAAAUUCCAAUUGUCCAUCGAGUUAUCAAGGUUCAUGAACGUAAAGACACUGGCGAAGUUGACGUCCUUACGAAAGGUGACAACAAUUAUGGUGAUGACCGGCUUUUGUACGCUCAUGGUCAACAGUGGCUUCAACGACACCAUAUAAUGGGCCGAGCUGUAGGGUUCCUACCAUAUGUUGGCUGGGUCACGAUCAUCAUGACUGAAAAGCCAGUGAUCAAGUAUUUAUUGAUAGGUGCCUUGGGAUUACUUGUUAUUACUUCAAAGGACUGACAAUUUAGAUGAAAGUAGCUGGUUCGGAUUACUGCCACACUCAAGAAUGGUUUUCCUGUGGCUUAGCAGCAUUGAUACAUGUAGUUUUUAAUGUCUUACAUGUCUGUUUGACAGACACAUAAUGUCGAAGCUUUGUAUGAUGAUUUUGUCAAAUAUACGCAGACAGAUAUUCUGCCGAAAAUUCACAGUUUAUGUUGUUGAUUGGUAUGACCCUGCAACCA
Messenger RNA from Beta vulgaris subsp. vulgaris (sugar beet), 924 nucleotides. RefSeq lists its product as uncharacterized. The transcript is spliced from 8 exons. Bases 161 to 703 code for a protein of 180 amino acids. Gene Ontology annotation, cellular component: membrane; signal peptidase complex. Gene Ontology annotation, molecular function: serine-type endopeptidase activity. The record is from RefSeq and is a predicted model, not a curated record. NCBI's taxonomy places the organism in Eukaryota, Viridiplantae, Streptophyta, Magnoliopsida, Caryophyllales, Amaranthaceae.